AUGUCCUCGAUUCUAGAAGACCAAUACGACCUGGAGCUAUCCAACGUUAUAGACCUUUACCAGAACCAAACACCAAUCGAAGACGAUGGAAGCGAAUAUUUUGGCUGGUCUGAUGAAGAUGCUGCUGCUGCUGAUGACGAAAACACCAGUGUUGCUCUCAUCGACGAAUCCCAAUUUUUAGACUUAACGACGCCUAUAUUUACUUCUACUUCAGAAGCAGAGAUAUCGAGUACUAUCUCUACGGAUAUAAAUCAAGAUAUACUUCCUCCAAUCCAGCCUGCUACUAUUUCGAAACUAUCACCUUCUAUCCAGCUUCCAUCUACAACGCAAAACUCGCCCGAAAUACCACAAAGUAUCACCGCAGCCACAACGGCGACAUCAAUCGAUCCGGCCACAGAUCCCACUAUAGACCCUCAAAUACCAGAGUUAGAUAUUGCAGGAAGACUACAUAAAAUCUUCCUCGAAAACCGAGAAGAUGAAACAGUCACUAUAACAUGGGAAGAAUCUGACAACUCGUCGCGGCCGUCUGCUUGGGUCCUAGAGAAGAUUGACGAGGUAUUCACUGCAUGGCUGGAUGUUAUUGAUAGCAAAGGAAAGCUAGUGGUGAGACUUAGAGAAUGUGAAAAAGUUAUAUUACGAUCUAGUCGGAAUCAACCGAAAAGGUUUUGGAGAACACUUGUGUAUCCCGGACCGUGUUCUCGCGAUAAUCAGAAGUUUGGUACGCGGUCAUUUUUCAAUAUUGAGCAAUACGUAGUCACGGGAAUAUUGGGUGUUUACAGUUACGUAGGGGCAUUUGUCAGGGUUCUCGAACUCGUGAGGGAGGCUAUAAAACUGGAUAAGAUUUAUACUAAACGGGAUAUAUACUACAAAGAUGUGGCCCUUUUCGGGUCCCAGCAGACUGUCGAUAAAUUGGUCGAUGAUAUUGCUUCCGCGCUCGGCGUUCCGAGGCGAUCAUUACAUAUCACAGCUGCCGCUAAAGGUCUCGUCUGUGGAGACCUCAGUAUCUUCAAAACCGACGGCAGCAUAAUAAACUGCAACAUAGAAGGCGAAGGCGUGCUUAUCCCCUCAUCCACCGACAUCGAGAAGGUCGAAAUCAGAGACAGCGAUACAGUUCUCAUAAUCGAGAAGGAGGUAGUGGCAAAUCGUAACCAGGAUUUCGUAUCAUUAUUCUUACUAACCACGCCAACUAAAAACAAGGCUAUCUUUCGAACUUUAGCAGAGUCCGGGGAUUGGAAGCGACUCCCUGGUCGCCCUAUACUCAUUUGCGGCAAAGGAUACCCCGACAUCGCAACCAGAGAACUCGCCCAUUAUCUCUAUCUCACAAAGAGCCUUGCGGGCCAAUACCUAGACUUCUACUGUCUAGUCGACUAUGAUCCGCACGGACUGGACAUCUACACCAUGUACAAAAACGGCAGCUUGUCAUCUCGUGCCACAGGCAUGUUUUAUGAACAAAUGGCGGUUCCAGCGUUACGGCAUCUUGGAGUAAAGUUUUGUGAUAUUCUGGAGUAUUGCUCCGUGGAAGGUAGUAGUAUGUCUCAGACAAUUGAAGAAAGCGGUAUUAUCUCAACGGACAACGGAGAGGAGCCACGUAGUAAACGGUUACGCUAUACUUCGUCGCCUCCGCAGGGAUUACUACCAAUGACUGCGCAUGAUAGGGCGAAAGCGGUAUCGAUGCUCCAACGGGACCAUAAUACGGUAGCAGCAGAACACACCGACGACCUAAGGAAGCUGCUAUUUGUGGGCUAUAAAGCCGAGAUCCAGGUGUUAGGGGACCAGCUGGUCAGAUACCUAGAUGAGAAGCUGGGAGGGCAGAGGAUCGGAUUGGCUUCUUGA
Molecule: messenger RNA, 1833 nt
Organism: Orbilia oligospora ATCC 24927
Lineage: Eukaryota; Fungi; Ascomycota; Orbiliomycetes; Orbiliales; Orbiliaceae
Exons: 5
Coding region: 1-1833 (610 amino acids)
Biological process (GO): reciprocal meiotic recombination; meiotic DNA double-strand break processing; meiotic DNA double-strand break formation
Cellular component (GO): nuclear chromosome
Molecular function (GO): DNA topoisomerase type II (double strand cut, ATP-hydrolyzing) activity; DNA binding; ATP binding
Source: RefSeq, a predicted model, not a curated record